Messenger RNA from Cheilinus undulatus (humphead wrasse), 5561 nucleotides. It is a transcript of the gene jam3b, whose product is annotated as junctional adhesion molecule 3b. Gene Ontology annotation, molecular function: protein homodimerization activity; protein heterodimerization activity. NCBI's taxonomy places the organism in Eukaryota, Metazoa, Chordata, Actinopteri, Labriformes, Labridae. Gene Ontology annotation, biological process: cell adhesion; angiogenesis. Bases 1 to 1083 code for a protein of 360 amino acids. The record is from RefSeq and is a predicted model, not a curated record. The transcript has 10 exons.
AUGGAGAACAGCAUUCGCCACAUGUCCUUGGAUCCUUUGCCGAGUGCAACCAGAGGGGCAGCCAGGAGAAAGUUUUGGUCAACGUCUCUCUCCCUCUCUCCAUCCACACCAAAGCUCUUUAGGCUACUUUGCGCAUGUACGGCCAGUCUAACAGAGCAUUGCAUCGAUUCCAAGAUGGCGAUAACACGUCUGGCUUGCCUCCUGACUCUCCUCACAACUCACUGCUACGUCAGCGUGUUAGCAGUGGUCCUGAGAACAGUGAACGACUCACCGUGGACUGAUGAGUUCGACAGAAUCGAGUUAUCGUGUUUGAUUGAGUCCAUCUCAACAACUAAUCCCAGAAUCGAAUGGAAGAAAAUAACAAGUGAAGGACCCAGUUAUGUGUACUACGAUAGGAAAAUCUCAGGGGCCCUGGAGAACAGAGCGGUGAUCAGAGAACCGGCCACAUUACUGAUAACUAAUGCCACCAGAUCAGACACAGCCAAAUAUCGCUGUGAGGUCACGGCUGCUAAUGACCAGAAGUCGUUUGAUGAGAUUGUGAUCGACCUCGUUGUAAGAGUAAAACCCGUGGUGCCAAAGUGCAGCGUCCCAAAGUCAGUGCCUUUUGGGAAGUCUGCAGAGCUGACCUGUGUGGAGGAGGAGGGCUUCCCCAAGUCUCAGUACCAGUGGUUUAAGAACCGUGAGGAGAUCCCAGACGACCCAAAGACCAGCCUCAAAUUCUUCAACUCCUCGUACACGCUCAACGCAGAAACAGGAACUCUGAAGUUCGUCACAGUCAGAAAAGAAGAUGCAGGCGAUUACUACUGCAGAGCAAAGAACGAUGCAGGAUACGCUGAGUGUCCGGCUCAAAACAUGGAAGUCUAUGACAUUGAUGUGGUUGGGAUCAUAUUGGGAGUGCUGGUGGUGGUGGUGGUUCUCUUGUGUAUAACAGCGGGGAUCUGCUGUGCGUACAAGAGAGGCUUCUUCUCCAGUCAAAAACAGACAGGGAACAAUUACAAAGUUCCAGCUAAAGGAGAUGGAGUGGACUACGUCAGGACGGAUGAUGAGGGGGAUUUCCGACACAAGUCAUCAUUUGUGAUCUGAAGGAGAAGAGGAGGAUGAGCGUCUUUGUGCUGAGUGAGAGACAUGACAUGUGGGACUGAACUCCACGCUGUCUGACACGGAGCCGCCACAGUUCAUGCUCGGAGCGCUCAGCACGACAAAAUACAACCACUCAAAGUUUGCCAAAGGUGACAGCAAGAAUCCACAGGACAACAAAACUUAGAACUGUCAUACACGUAAGGACUGAGGUUCAUUAGUCGACUUUUAUCACCAACCAUGGAAAUCAUUUGACUAAAUUAUGGAGAUUUUCUUUACAGUUAUUGCAUGGUUUUGAAGCAGGUGGAGCAGUAAAAACAUUUCUUUGUUUGUCGCCGUAGAACCCAAGGAGUCGGUCUAUCAUGACACAUUUCUACUGUACAACAUUAGCUUCAAACCUUCUGUCAUUUGUAUAACAUUUCUUUUCUACUGUUGAAAUUUGUCAGACUAUUUUUGAUGGAAUAUAUUUUAAAAUGCCUAUAGAUAAAGGUUUACUUUUUUAAAUAUUUGUAAAGUACUAACGUGUUUUUUCUUUUUUUAUUUGGUUGUGGAUAAAAAUAUGUAACACUUUAACCACUUUGCAUCGAGCUGUAAGCAUUUACACCUUCGCAAUCAUGAGAAAACAAAAGAAAAACGAUUUGUUUUAGCAUAUCCAGAUGUGCUUCUUGAUGGGCGGUCUUACAUAUUUAAUUUCUGCGCUGGGAAAAGCCCGGCUCCUGUCGUGAUAGACUUCCAUGUUAAUGUUUGUAGAUAGUCUUUGAAGAGUGCCAGUCAAAUGCUGUGAAACACUGUACACGAUCAGUGCUGCAUUUUCUUGAUUUUAAGUGUCCUUCUAUGCUUGCUGUUAAUCUUGUAUAUAUUGAAUUUACUCCAGGAUAGUUUUGCUGUCAUGCAUACAUUCAGUAUUACACUAAAAUAAUCAUGAAGAUAAUACGACUAACAGGGUUUGUAGGUUAACCUUCCAGACCCGGCCGUAAAGAGUCAAAUCUGAGUGAACAUUACGUCACACUUUCUCAUUUUAUUUUUACUACCUGUGCAUUUUCUAUUUGAACUUCUUAGUCAAGAGUUUUAAAGUUAUAAUCACUAAAGAAACAAUUCGUAAAUUCAACCCCUUCAAUCACAUUUUAAAAUCUCCUAAUGAUCAUGGCUGAAAUCUGCUGACUUGCUUUCACAAACCACCUUUGCUGAUAAAUGUGUAAGUGCUACAUGAUUCUGAGAAAUAGUUUGAUCACAGUAUUUUCAUGCUUUGAUGAUCAACGGUUUGAUUCAUCAUGAAAACAGAGACGAACAGCUGCCAGUUUAAAAACAGCUCGUUUGCGCCAGCCAUGCACAAAUUCUGUGCAUAUUCAAGUUACAGCUUAAGUUGUAUUUUAUUCUUUGGUUGCAUCACAGUGGAGUUAUCUUCACUAGCAGAGCAAGUCUAACCAAAAUAUUGUAAAAAAAUAUGAAGUUUUUAAAUUAUGUGACCAGUCAGAUUAAAGUAUAUUUAACACAGUGUAUGUUACAGUGUUGACUCUCAUGUCUACUUGCUUCUAAAGAGGCUAACAACUGAAAAUUACUUGGAUUAACUGACAGAAAAUGGCAGAAAUUACUCCAUUGUCAAAGCAGUGUGGUUAUGUGAUAAAUAAAGCCCACUCCAGGGAUGGACAACUGGCAGCUAAGGUAUCCCUCCUCACUAAACGAAGCUCAGAAGUCAAUUUUAGAUAUUCCAAAAGUUGUGAACAACACAUGAAAAAUAUCAGAAAUUUCAUAUUAAUCUUUGAUCAGUGUACUUUGUUCAUAUCUUAUCUCUCAAUCAAGAAGAUGAUCACAUGGAGGGCUGUGAGCUGAGAUGCUUAAAUCAAACCUCAAUCUUGAUUUUUGUGUUUAUCUUUAACCUAAUAUCUGCUUGUCAGAAGUAUAAGCAGAGAUUGCCAACAAUAAAAACGUUGACUCAAGCAGAUUCACGUAAAAAGAACUGUUUUUUUCAUUUAUCUUAACCUGCCACUUACAGAGGCGUAACUCAUGAAACCCACUUAAAUUUUUAUCAAGAUGACCUAUCAAGAUCAUGCUAAUGCCCAACUCUCACUGAUGUUUCUAACUUGAAUUUCCUUUUUAUUCUGUUUUAUUUGAUUUUUCACUAAAUCUUCAGUGUAACAGUGAUAUAAACAUAAUUACAGCUGCGGUCUGGAGGGUUAACAGUUGUUCUGAUUGUAUAUAGAUGCUUGUUUUGUUUUUCUUUCUCUCUCUAAAGAUUAUGUAAAGUGGUGAAACAUGAAAAAAUUCCUAUUUGAGGCGACAUGAAACUCUUUCCAUUUGUAAGACUGAGAAAAGAAAACAUUUUACCAUUUUUUUAUUUUUUAACUCUAAACAAGAGCUUCUUCACCACAACGACGCGACACAGUUAGAUGAUACGUACUGAACUGUUAGCAGCUAUCACUCCUGGCUAACACCAGUACUGUUUGUUGGCUAGCAUGUACAUUUGUAACUCUUAAAAGGCUGAAAUUACUGUAGCUAACUACAUUAUUGAUGGCUAGCUAAUCUUUGUUAGCCUGUUUCAUUAUUAUUACCUGACUUAAAUAACUGUUAGUUGGCUAACAUUUCUAUUAGCUGGUCAAAUCACUGUUGGCUAGCUAGUCUUUGUUAACUUAAAUGUCAAACAGAACUUGUUGUUAUCGGUGCAGCUAGCUAAUCACAACGAAGCUAGCUGACAGUAAUUUAAGAAAACUAGCAGUAAUGAGCUCGUUUCAAGUAUCUGGAAUCGUCAUUACUAAAGGCUAGCUUCUGAACUGUUAGCAGGUUUUGGUUUUUAUGCCGUUCUUUUAUUAAUACUAUUCUGUAUCAGCAUCAAAUAGCUAUGCUAGCUAGCUCAAAUUUUAAACAAUAAUGUUAGCGUUUCUGCUUUAAGCUAGCUCAAUUACAGAACUUUACACUCUGUCAGUAGCUAGCUGUAUUACUAGCUAGCCAACAGUAAUCAAGCUAGCUAACAAUAUUAGCCUAAAUGCUAGGUAAUAGUUAAGUUAGCUUUCAAACAGUAAUAAAGCUAAUGGUAUUAUUAGAUGCUUACAGUAAUGACAGCUAGCUUUUUUACUGUUAAGAUAUUGUUAAAAUUAAUGCUUUUUCUCUAUAUUCAAGCUUGCUAACAGGAAUAAGAGGUGGCUGUAAUUUUAUGAAGGUAUUGGUCAAAUAAUCAUGCCUGAAAAUAUUUUCUUUCCUCCGUAUUUCUCUGUAAAUUAACAGUUUCCCAUCUUUUAAGAAUUUGAGAAUUUCCUGAAAAAUUCACGUUUUGAAUGCAAAAUGUCCUCCUUUAUUCCUUACAGGUCACGUAAAGCUCUUGUUUAGUAGUUAAAAAUAUUUUUUUAAGCGAUAAAUGUGGUCAAAUGUUCGCUGAGUAUCAGUCAUGGUAGAGACGAUCUGCCCGACAUUUGCACACAGGAAAUAACUAACACUGCUCUGUCUUUUUAAGUCAACGUGUUGAAUUCAGGAACCAAGAGAAAAUAUUUGAAAGAGUACAAACCUGACAAAUCUAAGAAAGAACAAGUUUCAGGUACAUUUAUGAUGCGUCACACAGAACACAGAUCAUACGUUCCCCUCUCAUUUGUAUAAAUUCAUUCCUCUUAAGUGCCUUUAAAGUCUCUCCACGGCCAUGCUCUCUCCUGCUCCGACGUUUCUACGAUACUGUCGAAGGUUUCACGUUCAACCACAAGCACGGCGUUUGAGAGGAAUGAUAUCACCACAAAUCUUCACCCCCUGUCUUUACAUGCGUAUCUGCUAAUGUGUAAAUAGCUGUUUUUCAUAGAUUUGAUGGUGUAGACAUGUUGAAGUAGAGAAUAGAACUAUAUUAGUGCCUAAAUAUAGUGGGACUUAUUUUUGGAGAAGACACAUUAUAGCACUAUUAGGCAAAAGAAAAGAGGGACACCCACAGCAGGGACGUUUAUACAUUAGCUCUGGUUUGUAACAGGUCUAAAUCUGUCCUUGCUGUUUAUUUUCAGAUUAAACAGCCGCAGCUCUCAGAGACAAACACAAUGUUCAAACCCAGAGUCGACCCCGUGUCCAUGGACGUGUCGGCAGCUGUAAUGGAGCUCUGAUUAUUCAGGCAGUGUGAGCGCUUAAUAAAGCAGAGUUCAUGCGAAGUGUCAGACACAAACAAACACAGAGGAUCCUGCAGGACGCCCACAUUUAGCCCACAGGCAGCCAUGAACACGUCCGUCUGUAAUCUGGUUUGAUGUUGUAAAGCAGCGUUGGUACAGAGAGAUGUUUCCAGUGUUUGUUUUUUUUUUUUUCUUUUUUUUAAACCACGCUAACUCACCACUGUCUUUCAAAUCAAAGAUGGCAGCGCUCCUCUGAUGCAGCUCUGUGAAACUGUUAGACUGAGGUCUGGUGCAUCAUGUGACUUCAUGAACCAAACUGAAACAGUAGAAUGUCCAUCUGGAGCCUGCGGGGCCUGUUUUUGUUCAUUUUAGAGACACUCGAUUUGUGAUUAAUAAAACUCACUUCUGAUAUGA